Messenger RNA from Seriola aureovittata, 1712 nucleotides. It is a transcript of the gene batf, whose product is annotated as basic leucine zipper transcription factor, ATF-like. Gene Ontology annotation, cellular component: nucleus. Gene Ontology annotation, molecular function: RNA polymerase II cis-regulatory region sequence-specific DNA binding; DNA-binding transcription factor activity, RNA polymerase II-specific. The transcript has 3 exons. Gene Ontology annotation, biological process: regulation of transcription by RNA polymerase II. NCBI's taxonomy places the organism in Eukaryota, Metazoa, Chordata, Actinopteri, Carangiformes, Carangidae. Bases 218 to 592 code for a protein of 124 amino acids. The record is from RefSeq and is a predicted model, not a curated record.
AAGGGAAAGAAAAGAGGGAAGAAGGAGACUCAUUACUCAUUAAGUGGUAAACUUAAGUUCUUCUCAGCAACUCGUUCUGCUACACAGACUCUCUCUCUCUCUCUCUCUCUCUCCCUCCCUCUCUCUCACACACACACCACAUACCGCACACACACAUACUCAAAAACACAAAGCAGAAGUGGACAAAGACACACGGUUUCAGUCGCCACGGUUGGCUAUGGCUCAGGGCUCUGACAGCAAUGACACAAGUUACAAGUCCCCGUCACCUGGAAGCAGGCCGAGCUCCUCAGAUGAUGUGAAGAAAGUGAUGCGGAGAGAGAAGAACAGGAUUGCUGCUCAGAAGAGCAGGAUGAGGCAAACCCAGAAAGCUGACAGCCUACACUUGGAGAGUGAGAACCUGGAGAAGGAGAACGCGGCCCUGAGGAAGGAGGUGAAGCAGCUGACGGAGGAGGCCAAGUACCUGUCGUCCGUGCUGAGCAGCCACGAACCUCUGUGCACCGGCCUGGCUCCCCAGACCCCUGACCUCCUCUACCCUCCUCAUCACAGCAGCUACCACCACCAGCACAUCGCUGUACCACACUACCAGCACUGACCUGACUUGACUAAUGGGACGGCCGAAGACGAGCCGCGAAAACAGAUGACUGACCUCAACGGAGAGAGACUUACUGGAGAUGUGUCUAUAAAUGUUAACCAUUGUUCAAAACUGAUCCAGGAGGAGCAUGACAGGCUGAUGUGUCUCCCAAACAGUGACAGUACGGAGCUCAAACUGUAACGAGCAGUAUUCAAAACUAUUUAUUUUUUGCUUCUCCUCAUCUCUUUGCUUUUAUCUGAUUGAUAUCAGUGAUCUGUGUGUGAACUCGAUGGCUAGAAGUAUCCACCAGUCUAUGUUUACAUUGGGUGAAAUAACCGACUUACUGUAUGUUCAGGUGACUCAGUUGAUUUUCUUUUUUUUUUUUUUUUGUAAAUUGCUUAUUUUCGGUGUCAUGGAGACGACCUUUGUCACCCUGUCAUGUUUAGAGUUUCUUGUGUUAUUGUGUGUUUCAGCGUAUAAAUGUGGAUAGACAUUGCUCAGGAGCUUUUUUGUUUUGACAGAUUUGAUUGUGGACAAGCAGAAUGUAAACAUCGAUAUCCUAAAUGGGCUCAGAUGUACCAAAAAAAAAAAAGAAAAAAAAGAAAAAGAAAAAGAACAAGAAAAGAAAUGACUGGCUGUGAAGAAUGGGUAUCCAAAAGGUCUUGUGUACUUGCUUUUUUCAGUGAGGAGACCCAGCAGAGAUAUUUAUUAAAUGUGAUGCCUUUAUGGGUGAUCUUUUCUGACCUUCAGAGGCUUGUUGGUCAUGCCUUUUAUGCAGGGUUUUUUCUUUGUCAGGACAGCAGGAUGUGUGAGGUCUGCACUGAUGCUGAUAACAGGGGACAUGUGACAAACCACCUAGGUGUUUUUCUUCUCUGCUGAGAGAGUCUCUAGAUGGCACUGUUUACUUGUAUGAAAGACAAAGUUACAGUAGCUUAUGUUAUAAAGCACAAAAAUAAUCAUCCAUGGCGUGUUCUAUGUGGGUAUGAAUUAUUAUUAUUUUGUUCUUCAACACAGCUGAGGCUUUUUGUGUCCUUUUCAUUUCACUGAUUCCACAAUGACUGGUCCAAAUAAAAGACCUGUUUACAAUGUUUGCAAUGUUUUCAACUAGGAGGUGAAGUUGUAAUAAAGUGGUUACAAAGGG